CCUGGUAUGGGGCGCGCAGCUGGAAAUAGGGCGGGCUGAGCGCGCAGAGCCGGGGAGCAGCUGGCUGGGGGCGCCUGCUGCCUUCCAUAAAGUGAAUGGCCACAGUGAAUGGGAAUCAGUCGACAGGAAUCCUCCUCCUCGCCUCUCUCCAUGAGUCACAGGCUAACAGAGCGCAGAGUGCCCAGCAGCAAGCCAGGGGGACUUACCGUCUGACAGGCGCGGAGGAGCCCGGGCGCUGGGGCGGGGGCAAAUUGCCCUCCUUUGCCCAGGAUUAAGGCCACACGACAGCACCAGCAUCUGGAACCGCUAUCUCUCCUCCUCCCCCACCACCGACUCCUGCCAGAUGGAUUUCAACCUGCUGACGGACUCAGAAGCUCGCAGCCCUGCUCUGUCCCUCUCGGAUUCUGGGACCCCUCAACACGAACACAGCUGCAAGGGGCAGGACCAUAGUGACACAGAGAAGUCCCAGCAGAACCAGACUGAUGACUCCAACCCCGAGGAUGGCUCUCUGAAGAAGAAGCAACGGAGGCAGCGGACUCACUUUACCAGCCAGCAGCUCCAGGAACUGGAAGCUACCUUCCAGAGGAACCGCUACCCAGACAUGAGCACCAGGGAGGAGAUAGCAGUCUGGACCAACCUGACGGAGGCACGAGUCCGGGUAUGGUUUAAGAACCGCAGAGCCAAGUGGAGGAAACGAGAAAGGAACCAGCAGGCAGAGCUUUGUAAGAACAGUUUUGGAGCUCAGUUCAAUGGACUGAUGCAGCCUUAUGAUGACAUGUAUUCCAGCUAUUCGUAUAACAACUGGGCUACCAAAGGGCUUGCUACCAGCCCCCUGUCAGCCAAGAGCUUCCCCUUCUUCAACUCCAUGAAUGUCAGCCCCCUCUCCUCCCAGCCCAUGUUCUCCCCUCCCAGUUCCAUUGCUUCCAUGACCAUGCCUUCCUCCAUGGUCCCCUCAGCAGUGACUGGCGUGCCAGGAUCCAGCCUCAACAACCUGGGAAACAUCAACAACCUCAACAGCCCAAGCCUCAACUCUGCCGUUUCAUCCAGUGCCUGCCCUUAUGCCUCCACUGCCAGCCCCUACAUGUACAGGGACACGUGCAACUCUAGCCUGGCCAGCUUGAGGCUGAAGGCCAAGCAGCACGCCAACUUUACCUACCCGGCAGUUCAGACGGCAGCUUCCAACCUGAGCCCCUGCCAAUAUGCUGUGGACAGGCCUGUAUGAAGGGCCACCUUCCACCAACCAGGGACUCGACCUUAGCCUGACGAAAGGAGACCUUUAGCCCUACAACAGCAUACGCCCUGCAGGAGAGAGAAAGACAGAUGGACCUUUGUGAAGACUUGUCUAACUAUCGUAUGGUGAAUUUUGACUGUCUUUUUUUUUUUUUUUUUUUUUUUUGUAAAGCUACCGAAACUGCUCAUUGGAAGACCCACUGGGAAACAGGAACCUGUGACAUUCAGUUUGACUGGCUCCUGGGCAGCAGAACUGAGCAUAUGUCAAUCUGUCCCUUCUCCCCUCCCCUUGGUGUGAUAGCUGUCCUUGCUCCUCCCUGGCACAAAAGCCCUGUUUAAAGCAUAGGCAGCCAGGUGGCACAGCUGUAGGAAGCUGCCAGGGACCCAGGCAAAGUGGCGCAGCUUCUCAAUGCUUGGCUGAGAACACAGAUACACCCACAAGUGUGAGCGGUCAGAUUUCAUUUUGAGGCAUCUCACUCAUUUAUUUAUCAUAUGGCCAGUCUCACCAGCCACCAGUCAGGAAAGUACUGUCUCAGCCGGCAAUACAUUUUUAUACUGAAGAUAUAUGCGUGGCCAGGUAAUUGAACCCCUUAGGGAUCAGGAGUUGUAGGGAUGUAGGAUGUGUGUGUGUGUGUGUUAAUAAAACACACAUAUACACACACAAAUAAAUAUAUAUAUAACACACCUUUUUGUUUUGUACAUGGGAUAAUCCAUGAAGUAGACCUUACAGAUGAAAAGCCAAGCAUGUCCACCACGGUGGAGAAUUCAGCCUGUCCGCUUUACUGCUUAAGUCAUUUCCACUCGGGUAGAAAUUCCUUUGCCAAUGUACAUCCAAAGAAUCCCUUUUUUUUCCCUUUUGCAACAAAUUACCCUCUUUUGUGCACCCGGCUCUCCGCCCCCAAAUUCCAUUUUCAACAAUAAAAUGAAAGUUGGAGCAGUCCUGUUGGAGGUUUCCAUCUGUCUGGUUAUUGCACGCACAAGAUGAGAACGUGGGGAAAAGAAAGACUAGCAACUGUAUCUAAAGGGUCCAAAUCAAACCCACAUUGUGAAAGAGGAGAGUCCGCAGGGGGGCUGCUGUUUAUGAGACGCCAGUUCCUGGUGAGGGCCCAGUAACAGAAGGGGAAGAGUCAUCUAAGCAAAGUCAAGGGAUGGGGGCCCCAACAUGUGACUGAGCCAUCCUCCUCCUACAUGUUUUCAAUUCAAAUGCUCUGGAAUGCUUUCGAGAACACAGUGCCAGUGGCCUAGCUCCCAGGAGCCCUUGCAGAACUGUCCAUUUCCAUGGUUCUCUCCUCACUCACCCUGGGAGGGGGCAUUAAGGAGAAACUACACCAAGCCUUCCCCUAUGAACUAAUGGAAACCCCUUCGUGGGGGUCCCUGCAGGGUUUCAGGUCCAUGGUGCUAUAGACUGGGUGGACUGGUAGGGAACCAGAUCUGGGCUCUUCUGGAUUCCCCCUCCUCCACCCACACCCAAUUCUUAAUAGAGGCAGAGCCUUCAUGAACUUACAUUGCCUUGCCCGGCUACUCUGGGGGAUGUGCCCUUUGAGGACAGCUGCCAUAGCGGGAGCAGCUAGAGGCGUGGCACCUAUGCACUGUGCUGUGCAGAGUCUAGGAGGAGCUGGUGAGGCCUGGCACCACAGCAGAAGCAGGUUGGUUGUACAGAUCACUCUUGCUUCCACUGGGUCAUAAGGAAUCUGCACAUGUGCCUUUCCCAAUGGAUAAGCAUGAAGCUGUUUAAAAAUUGACAAAUGAGGUGCCCCCUGCCCUUUGAUGCUGUUGUCUCAGAGCAGAGGUUCCCGAAGCACGGCCCAGGAGUCAGCCAUCUGCCGGCUGGGCACGUGGUGUUGGUGCCUCUUCAUUUUCAGCGGCUCAGUUCAGUUAGCAGACAGCUAGAAACACAGUACAUGCUUGCUGGCAUUUCCAUAUGCACAACGGCUGCAUGUGCCACAGAGGCGGAGACUCUGCUGAGGAGAGGGAGAAACCUCCUUCUGCUUCAAGUGCCUUAUCCAUUUUCACACAAUAACCAUUUCUGGGACUCACACAGGCGGCCCUCAGUGCUUCCAUUCCCUUCACGUCCGCCGUGGAAUAACCACAGGCUAUUCUUGCUCUAGCAGAACCCAGUCAACCUGACCUAAUCAGAAGCUACUCAAUUAAAUUAAUCAUUUGAGACACAGUAGUUCAGUGUGGCUGAGUCUGACCGUACCACCGUGGGAAUGCAGAGGCCACCUCGCUUUCCCUGCUGCUGUGCUGGUUUGGAGCGGCUUUGCCCAUGUUCUGUGGUUGGCUCUCUGGCCGAGCUGAAGCCACUCCUCUUCAGAGUACCAGAAGACCAGAUCAGGCACACAGUCCUAGUCUCCCUCUGGGUCACGGCCUCUCUUUAGAGGGCCUGUGCAAGCCUCCACCCUUGAUGCAGUGGUGUGAAGAGCAGAUUUCACCCAUCCACUGUUGGCUGCUCUGGGCUCCAAAGAAGGAAGCAAGCACCCAGUCUGGAUGCCCCCCCAUGCCCUUUCAGCUCCCCUGCCUGAGACACUUUUCUUUUGUCCAAGUCCUUCCCAUCACUGAAGCACCUAACAAACAGCACAAAGUUCAUCACUAACUGCAGCUGCCAAACCCUCUUUCCCAGGGUGCCUCCGCAAUCUGUGACUUUUGUCAGGUGGUGCCAGUACCUCCCCUAGCUCCAGUUCCCAUCUAGUCUCUCUCAGGAAAGAAUGGAGCUGCUUAUAUACUGUGUUCUUUCCCAGCAUGCUUUAUACCUCCUGCCCCAACUGUCUCUUGGACUACAAUUCCCAGCAUACCUCUUGUUUGGGACUGUGGCCAGGCUCAGGGAAAUGCUGUUUGUCUUCCAGGACCUGUUGCAUCCCCCCACCCCAGGGGUGAGGAGCAGAGCUGAGAGCUCCCCCUUUCCACUGGUUGGUGCUGCUAAGCAUAUAGCCAGAGCUUCCCCACUGGCCUCCUCCCUAGCUAAUGUGGGGAGAGCUCCCCCCAUUUCAACCUGCUUUAACCACUGCACCUUCCAGUGUGCAUACUCACUCUGAUCUGAACAAAUUGUUUCUAAACAAUUUGGUUUGCCCUCCUCACUGCUAAAGCGUCAUUUGUGUGGGUUCCCUUCUCACCCCAGAAGCUAGAUCUUAUGGCCAGGCUCAGUGCCAUGGGUGCAGCAAUGUGUGGGGAAAGUCUAGGUUUUAGGGAGUGGCGAGCGUGGGUUCUCCUCUCCCCCUGCACCCAGGAGAGGGGAUUCUCUGCAAGUCAACACUAAAGCCUAUUGGUGGGGAUCAUAGGGAAUGGCUAUUUGUAAUGGGAUUUCAAGUCCAUUCUGCAAAUGGGCAGGGAAGGGAGUACUGUCCCCAUAGGUCAGGAGGUGGGAUUCAUUGGUGGAGCCAAAGGAAAGGUACCCAGCUAUGGAGACUAAGGAGGCCCAGCAAGAUGACUCCAGAGCAGGAACCAUGUUCCAUUGGUAGGGACUCCUAGGGCUGGAGG
This is a messenger RNA of Gopherus evgoodei (Goodes thornscrub tortoise), 4704 nucleotides long. RefSeq names its product paired like homeodomain 3 (gene PITX3). Gene Ontology annotation, biological process: anatomical structure morphogenesis; regulation of transcription by RNA polymerase II. Lineage: Eukaryota; Metazoa; Chordata; Testudines; Testudinidae. Gene Ontology annotation, cellular component: nucleus. Gene Ontology annotation, molecular function: DNA-binding transcription factor activity, RNA polymerase II-specific; RNA polymerase II cis-regulatory region sequence-specific DNA binding. The record is from RefSeq and is a predicted model, not a curated record. Bases 344 to 1222 code for a protein of 292 amino acids. The transcript is spliced from 4 exons.